Messenger RNA from Didymella exigua CBS 183.55, 2952 nucleotides. Its product is annotated as glycosyltransferase family 90 protein. Bases 1 to 2952 code for a protein of 983 amino acids. NCBI's taxonomy places the organism in Eukaryota, Fungi, Ascomycota, Dothideomycetes, Pleosporales, Didymellaceae. The record is from RefSeq and is a predicted model, not a curated record. The transcript is spliced from 4 exons.
AUGGGCCCUAGUCCGAUUCCUGCUCCAAUGCACCUGGCCGUAUCUCGCGUCGCCGAAAAUGCCGCUAAGCACCGUCUGCUGCUCGCUCCGCUGCUGUUUACCGUCUUGGGAGCCGUUGGCAGUGUUAACAGCCCUGUCCAGCACUCGCUCCUCGUGACCUCGGCGUCGUGGGCGAUACUAUGGAUCCCUCUUGUAUUCCGCGUGGGGCUGCAUGCGAAUGCCGGAGGCGGAAAGAGGAGCACCAGCUGGCUUGCGGGCGCAUUCCUUGCGCUGGCGCACAUCUGCGACAGAGCUGCCUGCGACAAGGACGGCAUACGAGCGACCAAGUGGCUGCUCCCACUGCUCGUCGUGCUCGUCUCUGAGAGCGAGCUCCUGUCCAGACACCCUGCCCUGCCCACGCACUCCCGCAGCGACUCGACCAACUCGAACAGCGCCUUCGAGAAGCCCGCCAGCAAGAGGCCAUGGGAUCUCCUGGUCACCCUCACCAUGGCCGCGAGUGCCGCGAUGAGCAUCUACACCACGUCUCCGACCUCCGCGCUUGGCAUCAGCGGCGCCAUCUUCGCUGCGUCGGGUCUGGUCUUGUUUGAGACGGCAGUGCAGGGCGCAAGGGACGAUAAUGAGGGCGGUACGCGAGGACUCAUGUCUGCAGACGGCUCGUUCUCGCGACAAGGCUUAGUCAGCAGCAGUCGAAAAGCGCUGGAGCUUGUGGCUUUGCGGGACGUUGCAGCUGCCAUGACCGUCAUAUGUGGCAUUGCAGUCUACAUGAUGGAGCCCUCGGUUAUGCCAGGCGCUGCGACGUGGGAGCCGCUGUAUCGAGAGUUUGAUCGCGACUGGAAGACAGUACAUGACUUCAGAACUGUGCGCCAAGUAUUCUCCAUGAUCAUCGUUAAUGCCGCUUUCAAUCUUCUCACGUUUCUUCUCCUUCUCCGCGAGGGCGCUGUUCCUGUUUCUCUAUGGGGCCUGUUCUCUUGCAUCUGUGCCCAACUCAAGUUUGCCACUACCUUUUCAGGCAUAUGGUUCACCUGCCUCUACGGAGUUUCUGCUCUUUUAUACCUUUACGGCGGAUCGCUUCCAGACGCUUUCGUUGACGUUCGGCAUUCUACAUACAUAAGACGCAUCUUGUUUGGAGUUACGACAUUCUCGGUCUUCGUGCUGCUGGUUCGUCACGCAUCUGGAGCGCAUCACUACAGACUUACAGCUGAGGUCCCCUCUAUCUUCGAGGUGCAAUCUUCAUCGACGCCUCUUGGCUCUAUUCCGAUUGACCUGAAGGAAGGACACCCUGCAGAACAGCUGAUCAACGCUGCCGAGACUGAACUUCAGCAGCUGCUGAAGAGGCAGUCGAAAUCUCUGGACCAGGCCGUUCGCGAGUAUCGGCGCAGGAACGGAAUAGCACCUCCUCCUCACUUCGACAAGUGGUUCGAGUUUGCUCAGCGUCGAAAUGUUGUGAUGAUCGACGAGUUCGACAUGAUCAACCAAAUGCUGCUGCCCUUCUGGGCACUCGAACCCAAAACGAUACGGUCGCGCAUCAAGAACGCAAUAGGCCAUGAGGACAGUGCUUUGAUUGCCGUGGCUAUCCGAAACGGGGAAGUGGUAUCUGUAGGCAACGGCGAUGAAUGGCAGCAGCAAGCCACAACAGGCAUGAUGAAGGACUUCGUUGCCUACCUUCCAGACAUGGAUCUGGGCUUCAACAUCCAUGAUGAGCCUCGUGUGGUCGUGCCGAACGACCUGCUGUCUUCAAUGAUCGCCAAAGCCCGAGACCAGGUUCUGCCCCGUGCUGCAAAGAACGCCCUGCCUCGCAACGACUUCUCGAAACGACCGAAGGAUCUGAAUGAUGGUAAGCGCUUCGACGAGGUCAGCACAAGCAAGUUCAACCGCUUCGCACAUCAACAAACGUGGACGCACUCCCGCCUCUCGUGUCCCACCGACAGCCAGGCCCAGACAUAUGAAGACUUCGCCGCCGACAAUCUGACCUCGUACGCCGCAGGCCCUUUGAACUACGUGUACGACCCGAUAGCAUUCUCAGACAUCUGCAACUCGCCAUCAUUUUCGUCAACAUUCGGUUUCUUCGAGCGUCCCAACGCCUUCAGCAUCACCCACGAGCUCACACCCAUCUUCUCGCAGUCCAAGGUCUCCAGCUUCCAAGAUAUUCUCUACCCCAGCCCGUGGUACUGGUUUGGCAAAGUGACUUACAGCAAGUCUCACGACACGAGCUGGGAAAACAAAAUCAACAGCCUCUACUGGCGCGGCUCCACAACCGGCGGCUUCAGUCGCAACGGCGGCUGGCGCCGCCAACACCGUCAGCAUAUUGUCCAGCGCAUCAACGCCCCGGACACAGCGCAGAUCCUCGUUCGUCCGGUCACCUCCACCGCCCCCUACCAAGUCAAGGAUAUCGACCGCCGCGCCCUGCGCCACCUGGUCGACGUCAAAUUUAGCCAUGUCGGCCAGUGCGACCCGGGCGACUGCGACGCGCAGAAGGAGUUCUUCGACGUCGUCGAGCGUGUCGACGGCCACGAAGCCUGGUCCUACAAGCACCUGCUCGACAUGGACGGCAACGCCUUCUCCGGCCGCUUCUACAGCUUCCUCCAGAGCCGCAGCCUGACGUACAAGAUGAGCGUGUUUCGCGAGUGGCACAAUGAGUGGCUCAAGCCGUGGGUGCAUUAUAUACCCGUUAGCUUGAGAGGCGAUGAGCAUCUCGACCUUGUCCGGUGGUUUAGCGGAGAUACGACGGAGACUGGGGGCGUGGGCGGGGUGCAGGAGAAGCAGGCUGGUAAGGGGGGGAAUGGGGGGAGUUUGGGGGAGAGGAAGGCGCGGGAGAUUGCGGAGAGGAGUACAGAGUGGCAUGAUAAGGUGCUGAGGAAUGCCGACUUUGAGACGUGGUUCUUUAGGUUGCUGCUCGAAUACGGAAGGGUUGUCGACGACAAUCGUGAGGAGAUAGGAUACCCCGGACCGUGA